CAAAUCUGCAGUCUCUUUCGCCUCACUUCUUCCUUAGCGCACAGACGCUGUUGGAUUCAUGGAUGUACGCUGAACCGCUGUUUGCGUUACUAAAGUUAUCAUUCGUGUUGUUUUCCAGCUUUUCUUUAGCAAUGUUUCUAUGAGGAACGGCUGCCUUCAGAUAGAGGUCACUCCAAAGGUCUCGAGAAGGAAAUAAAGGCGUGCUUCAACUGCUGGACUUUGGCAGGACGGACAGGGACUAUGUUCUCAUCAGCAGGGAAGCGCGGUUUCACUAUUGAGUCUUUGGUGGCGAAGGAGAGCCCAUUAACAGGGGAAGACCCUAUCCGCCCCACCGCGCUAAGCUACACAGCCCCCACAGACAGUUUUCUGAACGCUUAUCCAAGCCCAGCAGGUCGCGCGCUUUAUCCAAACCCCGAGCUGGUUUUUCCGGAGUCUGUGCAGCACGCUCCCAUCGGCGUGCACCCGCACCAGCUCGGCGGCGCGCACCUCCAGCACCCGCACUUCUUCAGCACGCAACAUCGCGAACCUCUCAAUUUCUACCCGUGGGUCUUGCGAAACCGAUUUUUUGGGCAUCGGUUUCAAGGUAACGACGUCUCACAUGACUCGUUGUUGCUUCACGGGCCUUUCGCGCGGAAGCCCAAGCGGAUCCGGACAGCCUUUUCCCCUUCACAGCUCCUGCGCCUCGAGCGAGCCUUCGACAAGAACCACUAUGUGGUGGGAGCAGAACGCAAACAGCUCGCGAAUAGUCUCAGCCUGUCCGAGACACAGGUGAAGGUGUGGUUUCAGAACCGCAGGACUAAGUACAAACGACAGAAGCUGGAAGAAGAGGGACCAGAGAGUUCACAAAAGAAGAAGGGUAAUCAUCACAUCAACCGGUGGAGAAUUGCCACCAAACAGGCUGGAUCUGAGGAUAUAGAUGUCACAUCUGAUGCCUAGAGCCCAUUUGUACCAGGCCUAAACUCACACAAAAGGCCAUGAAAAGAUCUAUUUAUUUAUGUUUUAAGGAAUGACUGUGUAUGAGUCUAAACUUGGUUUUUGCUGCUGCUGCUGUGUGUGUGUGUGUGUGUGUGUGAGAGAGAGAGAGCGAGAGAGAGAGAUUCAGUCAGCAUGUGGAUUUAAUUAUUUCUUUUUUUUCCUCUUUGUAAAUGUAAAAAAAGUAAAAACUAUGAUUUUUCUUUAUUUCUCUACAACUCUUCUGCCAUCAGAAGACCUCUAAAAAUAAUUUCAUUUUCCAAUGUGACACAUCUGUCAUGCCUGUGCAUUUAACCUACUAAUGUCAAAUACUACCUUUCUAUUUAACAGAAUGUUCUUUAAUGAUGGUUACAGAGAUUUAGCCUACUUAAAUCAUAAAAUUAUAUUGGGCCCCUACUUAAGAGAGCAAUUCAUUCAAUUUUCACUAGAGACUUCAGUUCCUUUAGAUAUUUUCUGGUUUUUAUUAAGGUUUUACGGUAGCAGUUGACAGUAACUGCAAAACAAACAAAAUGUGAUGCACGGAAUCAUUUUACAGGCCAGUUUGGACAUGAUCUACCCUCAGUGUAAGAGUAAGGAGCUUGAUGUGUGUGUGUGUGUGUGUGAUGUUCUGAAUGCUCGGUUCUUGUUCAGUCAUGGUAAUGCCGGCUGCUGGAUGCAGGUUACAGUGUGGCAGCUCCUGAAUAUUUCUGUGAUUCAUAAACAGAAACUACUGAAUAUUAGCCAAUGUCACAUUAAUAUACAGAACAUUUAAAAUAUAAUUUUCCCCCAGUAAGGGACCACAACAAUAAAUAUGUUUUAGAAACAA
Messenger RNA from Tachysurus vachellii, 1777 nucleotides. RefSeq names its product empty spiracles homeobox 1 (gene emx1). Lineage: Eukaryota; Metazoa; Chordata; Actinopteri; Siluriformes; Bagridae. The coding region runs from base 241 to 936 and encodes 231 amino acids. Gene Ontology annotation, biological process: regulation of DNA-templated transcription; brain development; neuron differentiation. Gene Ontology annotation, molecular function: DNA-binding transcription factor activity, RNA polymerase II-specific; DNA binding. The transcript is spliced from 3 exons. The record is from RefSeq and is a predicted model, not a curated record.